Messenger RNA from Coprinopsis cinerea okayama7#130, 357 nucleotides. RefSeq lists its product as hypothetical. Lineage: Eukaryota; Fungi; Basidiomycota; Agaricomycetes; Agaricales; Psathyrellaceae. The record is from RefSeq and is a predicted model, not a curated record. The transcript has 3 exons. The coding region runs from base 1 to 357 and encodes 118 amino acids.
AUGGGUACUCAAGACGCUGUCUUCGAGCGCGCUGUGCACAACCAUGAAAUAGUAGCCAACUAUGGCCCACCCAGGCCACCGUACUCUAGCCAUCGUGAAUGCAAUGGGGCUCGGGUGGCCGACUGCCUGCACUGCAAAGCUCACCAGGAUCCCAAGCAAAUCUGCCUGUCGAUAACGCUGGGCCGUUCGUACGGGUCGUGCUCUCCUACGCCCGUACUAGUAGUAUCUGAAGGGAGGAUGUCUGGUGUCUCUGGGUUUCAGACUCCAUACCAGGAGGCCCUAGAAACGCCUCCAAUGUCGGACUUUGCACUUCACCCACGAAGAAUCGGACGACCAGGCGUCACCAGGACCAACUGA